Molecule: messenger RNA, 5751 nt
Organism: Silurus meridionalis
Lineage: Eukaryota; Metazoa; Chordata; Actinopteri; Siluriformes; Siluridae
Gene: arid5b
Product: AT-rich interaction domain 5B
Exons: 10
Coding region: 721-4266 (1181 amino acids)
Biological process (GO): regulation of transcription by RNA polymerase II
Cellular component (GO): nucleus
Molecular function (GO): transcription cis-regulatory region binding
Source: RefSeq, a predicted model, not a curated record
GAACGCGCCCUGAGCGGCUGCCUCUCUUUCUCUCUCUCUCCAUGAAAUAAAGGAGAAAACAUUUUUGACAUUGUAAUAAUAAAAUAACUCAUUCUUCCGAUGAAAUAAUUACGGGCAUGCUACAGAUAGGAAGGAGGAGGGGUGAAAAAAAAAACCAUGAGCGCAGAAAGCAGAAGUGCGCCGCCGAAUCUCUGCAGCUCUGCAGGAAAUGCUCUUUCUAUUACACAUCCGAACGACCUCAGCGCCAGGUCCUUGUAGAGACAUAAAACCCCGGCGUGACAUUUCGGCUGAUCUCGGGGCUCUCCGGGCGCCUCAAAAUUACGCUCGCGGGUUAGGUGGGCGCCUGCCGUCCCGUGCGACCGGACCCGUGCGAGGUGCUUUGGCGAGGGGGACGCCGAGUGUUUUUUUUUAUUUUCCCCCGCGUCGCGGAGGAGCAGCGCGGCGCGACGCGGCGCGUCCGGCCCGCGCGGCGAAUUUCACGCGCGCCUUUCGCGCGAGAAACCUCCCGAGGGGCGCGCGACCCGAAAGACGGGCGCUGGGCGCAAAAAAAAAAAUCGCGCGGCGGGAGCGCGCGUUUCCGACCGCGGCGCCGUUCCCAUAUUGAGGCUCGGCCGCGGCGUUCCGCGCGCGGACCGCUUUCCCCUUCCAGGACCUGCGGCAAUCCAUUCAAGCCAACAAGUUUGGAGAGAAUGUUGAGUUUAAUCAAUUCAGAGCGUCGAGAUGGAGCCCAACUCACUCACGUGGGUCGGCUCACCUUGUGGCUUGCACGGACCCUACAUUUUCUACAAGGCGUUUCGGUUCAAGUCUGAAGCCCAAACCCGAAUAUUGUCUCUCGGCGAUUUUUUCUUCGCGCGCUGUAAACCGGAGGACCCGGUGUGUAUAGCCGAGCUGCAGCUGCUUUGGGAAGAAAGGACAACCAAGCAACUUUUAUCCAGCUCCAAACUUUAUUUUCUGCCAGAAGAUACUCCCCAGGGAAGGACGGUCGCUCACGGAGAGGACGAAGUGAUCGCCGUGUCAGAGAAGGUCAUAGUGAAGUUGGAAGACUUGGUGAAAUGGACAGUGUGGGAUUCAUCAUGCUGGAACAAGGGCCUGCAAGCACUGCCUCUAAAGCCCUCAAUGCUCAAAGAGCUGGGCAAGAACGGCCAGAGGGAAAGCCUCUACCGCUUCCGAGAGUCCACGCUCAACAGUGGCCUCAACUUCAAGGACGUCCUAAGAGAGAAGGCAGAACUGGGUGAUGAUGCAGAGGAUAAGAGGGUCCUGGUGCUAAGCUAUCCACAGUACUGUCGUUACCGCUCCAUCAUUGCACGGAUCCGUGAGCGGCCUGCUUCACUCCUGACGGACCAGGUGGUACUAGCUCUGGGGGGUAUUGCUACGCUCACAAGCAACACUCAGAUUCUCUACUGCAGGGACACAUUCGAGCACCCCACACUGCUGGAGAACGACAGCAUCUGCGACGAAUUUGCACCCAAUUUAAAGGGCCGGCCCCGGAAGAAGAAAGUCUCCAUAUGCCAGCGCAGAGAUUCGCCAGCCCAGAGUGGAAACACCAAAGAGCCUGCCAGUGUAGAGGCCAAGGCACCCAGCAAGGUGAAAGCAGAAACAAAGGCAGUGGUGUCCAAACCUAAGAGCAGCAGCUGCAAAAAGGUAUUGGCCGAAGAGAAGAGCAAGGAGGAGACAGGGGAGGAAUGUCGUGCCGAAGAGCAGGCCUUUCUAGUGGCUCUCUACAAGUACAUGAAAGAGAGGAAGACCCCUAUUGAGCGAAUACCCUAUCUAGGGUUCAAACAGAUAAACCUUUGGACGAUGUUUCAAGCUGCUCAGAAGCUGGGAGGAUACGAGCUGAUCACAGCCCGCCGACAGUGGAAAAAUGUAUACGACGAGCUGGGUGGAAACCCAGGCAGCACCAGCGCAGCGACGUGUACACGGAGACACUACGAGAGGCUAAUCUUGCCCUAUGAAAGAUAUACGAAAGGAGAGGAGGACAAGCCACUACCCCCCAUCAAGCCCCGAAAGCAAGAAGCCAGCACCCAGGAGGGGGGCACUAAGGCAAAGGUGCCAUCCACAAAGCGCCACAAAGACGAACAAAGUCCAAAGGGCUGGAAUGAAAAGGAAGCCUCGGCGAAAGUCCCCGAGCCGGGUACAGAGGACGUAAAGGACAAAGAGCUGCUUCAGGAAGAGGUGAUGGUGAAGCAAGAGGCACAGCAGUCCCAGGUUUCAUCCCAGAUAGAUGCCGAGGCAAGAACUCCCACCACAGAGGAUGUAGACAUACAGUUGGUUCUUAAGGAGGAGGAGAAGAAACCAUUGCUCAAGAAAUCCUGGGACGGUGGUCCACAUGAAGCUAUCAAACACACCUCGAUUCCACAGGAUGGCAUGCCACUCAAGUCUGAGGAUUCUGAGGUGUUUCCCAUCACUGCGUCUAUGCCACUACGGCACUCCCACCCCCUUCCCAACUGUUACAUACAGGACCAAUGUCAGCAUGGGACAACAGAAUACAAGGCACCUCCAUACACCCUUGGAAAGACAGAACAGGCUGGUGUAAAGGACAGCCAGAACCAUGUGGGAAUGGUAUUACCCACCUUGAAGCAAAGACCUCUACACCCUCUAUCAGUACCAGGGAUCCCAACAGAGAGGGCUGAACUCCCCACCAAGGAGGAGAGCUUCUGUCACAACCCACUCUUGUAUCCUAGAUGCAACCCUGGCAUUAUGUCUCCCCUAGCUAAGAAGAAGAUGCUUUCACAAGUUAGUGGUACUGGUUUGGGCAACAAUUACCCUUAUGGUCCACCACCCCCAUUAGUUAACAAAAAGGCAUCGAGCAGUAGUACAGAAGAAACAGCUUCUGAACAACCCGGCACUCAGAUCCCUCCCUCUAUAGGUGAGGCAAGUGCAGUUAUCAAGCGUCCAUCUGUCAUCCAGCAUGCACAGAGUUUUAAACCUCGCAGCAGUGAGGACAGAAGACCUGCUAGUGAGACCUCACAUAGAGAGGUGUGUGGUGAGAGGGAGAUAUAUCCUUCUGAACAAGCCCAGCGUCAGACUCUACACCAGCCACAGCUCAGUCCUACAGGAGAGCCCUACAUUGUGCGAACCAAUCUUCAUUCCAGUGUGGAGAAAUCCAGCGAGGUACCUCGUCCCGGCCAGGCACCAAAUUUCCAUGGUGAUUUCUGCUCCUCCCCGCACCUGCACAGCCUCUACCGACAGACAGAGCACCAUCUAAGCAAGGAACAGCUAAGCAAGUACCUAAACAGAGAGGCUUACCCACGGGACUGUGAAACUGCACAUGGGUUUCCUCAGAGUCAGCAUCCAGACAGUGGAAGUCUAACUUACUCACCCCAUCUGAAUCAGAAAGAAAAAGGUACUUCUUGUGAAAAGGUGCCAGAGGAGCAACCGACAGAUUUGAGCCUCCCAAAACCCUCUUUACAUAAAUUGCCCCACUCCACCUCAUCUCUGUGCAACCUCUCACAUUCCAUGAUGCAGCAGGACAUUAAAAACACUCCUCUUUUUCAGGCAGGUAACAGUCAAAGCUCAAGCCUGGACUAUCACCCCAGAGCCUGCCGUGUUCCUCCUAUGACUGUGUCUACUCCAAAAAAGGUGGUUGAACCCCAGCUCAAAGCACACAGUGGUCGAGGAGAAGAGACAGUUAGUUACAAGAUAGAUGAACUGGCUCGGCCUAUUCUAAGCACCAAAUGUAGCCCACAAAAUGUUGGUGCAGCACGGCCACUUAAACGGAAUCUAGAGGAGUUGGAGAAUGGAGCCACAGAAAAGAAGAUCCGAGCUGUGACCCCCAUGCACUGCUCCACGCCUAGAGAUAUUCCAGUGAAAGUGCGGACCCCAGAGCCUGACAAUGAAUCCAUGAAGCCGGCUGAGCCGGCACACGCGGUGCACAUCAACAGCUAUGCUGCCGAGGGACACAAGUUCCCAAUGCACUCCUCAAUUUUUCCAGGACUGUAUCCUGGGGCAUUUGUAUCUCAGGUUCAGGAAAUGUGUGACAGCCUGGGCCCUCAUGCUCCCCCUAGUUAUUCACAUCCACUGCAGUACUUGAAGAACCAGGCUGUCAUUUCACCACUCAUGCCCCAGUUUGCUAUUCAUUCCAUAAUGAUGCAGAGACAGUUCUUGGCCCAGGCGGCCAAUCCAGCCCACCUGUACAGGCACCCAAUGGGGACUUCAUAUGGAGACAUUCUACAUCAUGGCCUUUACCCCAUGACAGCCCUCAAUCCUCAGCCAGCUUUCAGUCCCCCACAGCUCUCCUCAGUUCAUCCUAGUACCAAACUCUCUUAGAAAGAACUAGACAUUCCGCUAGCUGGAGUGGCCUUGCCCACACUCCUGACUCAAACCCAAAUGGUCCCUAUUCCCAAUAAGCAUGGCUAUGCCAUCGACUACACAGCUAGCGGCAUUAGAUGCUUUUAUUUUAGGAGCAGUGUUUCUGUUAUUUGUCUUUUUGCCACUUAAGUUUAUGAUUUGCACAUUUCUUUGAACAUGGGCCAGCUGAGCUGAUUGUGUCUUGUUCUCAAAGCGCUGUUUGCUGGUAUCAGUUGUCUCGUUUGAAUAAUGUCGCUUUGGCAAAGGUAUGUACCGGAUGGAAGAGCAGGAACUCUCACUAAAGAUCUGAGCGUCCAGUGGAUCUAAACAAGUGACAAAUCAGUGCAAUCACAGUAAUGCUAUUUCAAUCAAUCUGUAGAACUCUGAUGUGAAACACUAUUGAUGACAGAAAAUUUACAGGAGAAGCUGCCUGGUGAACUAUUGUAUGUUUGCAUAUUAAUCCUUACUGUGCAUCUUUUUUUAUUUUAUUUUAUGUAUCCGUGUGGUAGCUUAGUGUUUCAAGCCUGCAGGGGUUAAACUACUAAGAUCUAAAUAUUGCUCCAUUUACAAGAACCACAAAAUGAUCUGAACAUUGCAGUUGGUUGUAUUACACAGCUACAUGUAAAUAAAAUUAACUAAGCUUUCCUUGAAAGAAUCUUAACCUUGAACAAUAAAAUGUGAGUUAGGUUUCACACGCUUUUCUGACCACCCAUCUGCUGGCAUCCCCUUGAGUUUUUCUCACAUUUAGCAAAGUUCCCACCCAUUUGCCAGGGCAAAGUGGAAUGUGUUUGUCAAAUGUAGGACCGAGGUGCUUGUACAUAACCUUAGCUAACUGAAAACACUUUGUAUUAUGUUCACUGGCUACAGUAAUUUCUGACUGCGCUGAACCACAUGUUCGAAAAAUGGGAUCGGAUCACUUUGCUCAAGAUGGGAUGAAGCUUCAGGACUACUUUGGUGUCAGAAAGUGGCUUUUGUCUUUGCGGACACACAUUUGUGAUCACAGUUUACUCAGAGCAAUUCUUUUUAAGAGUUUUACCAGAGAUAUACGAGGCUACACUCGGGGAUGUGGGGGUGGUGUGGGGGAGUUUUAGGAGCACUUACUGAAGCACACACAAAAGGCCCCUGCUGAAAGAUGUAUAGCAGUGGAUGUCAAAAUUUGCUUAAAAUAUUCUGCAAAGACGUGUUAUGGCAAUGAUAAGUUCUUCAAAGCUGUGUAAAACAUGUAACACCAAAAAUGGUUGUCAUUUAAAAAAAAAAACAUUACAAUUGCACAAAGAAUUUUGGAAAAGAACCAAUACAAUUUGAAAGUGACACAAUCUUCUUAGGGUUUUUGUUUCUUUCUGUAUUAGUAGGGAAAAUUAAACUUAAAUGUUCAAGAAAUGUAUUUACUCCAGCUGUUUGGAGUAGCACUCAAGGUUGCUAUGUAACAUUUUUAAUGAGAAAUAAACCAUUUUAUAAGUUGAA